Molecule: messenger RNA, 1752 nt
Organism: Orycteropus afer afer
Lineage: Eukaryota; Metazoa; Chordata; Mammalia; Tubulidentata; Orycteropodidae
Product: protein farnesyltransferase subunit beta
Biological process (GO): protein farnesylation
Cellular component (GO): protein farnesyltransferase complex
Molecular function (GO): protein farnesyltransferase activity
Source: RefSeq, a predicted model, not a curated record
CUCUUGCACCAGCUCCUCAGCCCAAUGGGGGGCGGCAGCAUCCAAGUAAACUCACUCCCUGAAGAUUUGUAGGAGAGAUUCGCGUUCAAAAUCUUUUUGACUCUAACCGCUCUCCGUAGCGCCUUAGCCCGCUCUAGUUUCAAUGCGCGCUGUUGCUUGACGAAGCUGACUCCCGUAUAUCGCCGGCUGCCUUCCUGAUCAUGGCUUCUCCGAGUUCUUUCACCUUCUAUUGCCCUCCCUCCUCCUCCCCGGUCUGGUCAGAGCCGCUGUACAGUCUGAGGCCGGAGCACGUGCGGGAGCGGUUGCAGGACGACUCAGUGGAAACAGUCACGUCCAUUGAACAGGCAAAAGUAGAAGAAAAGAUCCAAGAGGUCUUCAGUUCUUACAAAUUCAACCACCUUGUCCCAAGGCUUAUUUUGCAGAGGGAGAAGCACUUCCAUUAUCUGAAAAGAGGUCUUCGACAGCUGACAGAUGCCUAUGAGUGUCUGGAUGCCAGCCGCCCAUGGCUCUGCUAUUGGAUCCUGCACAGCUUGGAACUGCUAGAUGAACCUAUCCCCCAGAUGGUGGCUACAGAUGUGUGCCAGUUCCUGGAGCUGUGUCAAAGCCCAGAAGGUGGCUUUGGAGGGGGCCCUGGUCAGUACCCACACCUUGCACCCACAUAUGCAGCAGUCAAUGCACUGUGCAUCAUCGGUACCGAAGAGGCCUACGAUGUCAUUAACAGAGAGAAGCUUCUUCAAUAUUUGUACUCUCUGAAGCAACCUGAUGGCUCUUUUCUCAUGCAUGUUGGAGGUGAGGUGGAUGUGAGGAGUGCCUACUGUGCUGCUUCCGUAGCCUCUCUGACCAAUAUCAUCACUCCAGACCUCUUUGAGGGCACUGCUGAAUGGAUAGCAAGGUGUCAGAAUUGGGAAGGUGGAAUUGGCGGAGUGCCAGGGAUGGAAGCCCAUGGUGGCUAUACUUUCUGUGGCCUAGCUGCACUGGUAAUCCUCAAGAAGGAACGUUCCUUAAACCUGAAGAGCUUGUUACAGUGGGUGACGAGCCGGCAGAUGCGAUUUGAAGGUGGCUUUCAGGGCCGCUGCAACAAGCUGGUGGACGGCUGCUACUCCUUCUGGCAGGCCGGGCUUCUGCCCCUGCUCCAUCGGGCGCUGCAUGCCCAAGGUGAUCCCGCCCUGAGCAUGAGUCACUGGAUGUUCCAUCAGCAGGCCCUGCAGGAAUACAUUCUCAUGUGCUGUCAGUGCCCCACUGGGGGGCUUCUGGAUAAACCUGGCAAGUCACGUGACUUCUACCACACCUGCUACUGCUUGAGCGGUUUGUCCAUAGCUCAGCACUUCGGAAGUGGAGCCAUGCUGCAUGAUGUGGUCCUGGGUAUGCCUGAGAACUCUCUGCAGCCCACUCACCCUGUGUACAACAUUGGACCCGAUAAGGUGAUCCAGGCCACCAUGCACUUUCUGCAAAAGCCAGUCCCCAACUUCGAAGAGCAGGAAGACGAGGCAACAGCAGAGCCUGCCACCAACUAGAGGACAUGGAGUCCCCUGGCUCUGUGUUCACCCAUCGCUCCAGUCAGACCAAGGUGGAUCCGUUCUGAUACAUAGUGCAUUCUGUACUAUACAAGCCUUAGCCACUCUGGAGGUGUGGCUCUCUUUUUUCCUUUCUUGUCAAACAAAACAAAACCAUUGGCUCUGGGUUUGGAGAACACAGUGGUGUGGUUUCUUAAUUCUUUCCACACCUGUUAAACCAAAAAUCUAUCAGCUCGUG